CUUGUUCUGCCGUCUGUGAGAUUGGUGGGAAGAAGUGUCAAUCGUUCCGGUUCCGCCCCGUGAGAUAAGGCAGGGGUGUCUUCAGAUGACAUCAUUAGACUAAACUUUGCAACAUGGCGACAGAUCACACUGAUGAGGUGGAGGCAAUGGAAAAAGCGAACCUAACUUCCCAUCCAGGAUUUAGCAACGAUAAGUAUUCUCUGCUUGUCAUAGUCGGAGAGCACAGUCGGACGGGAUUUGUGGAUUUCGUGGUUGCAGAGAUUGAACGAGGCGUUCGCUCGUGGGAUGUGGACCUGAAGGCCUGCAACCUGGACGAGCAGCUCAAGCUCUUCAUCUCCAGACACUCCGCCUUAUUCUCAGACGAGGUCAAAGGCCAGAGGACUCUGCAGCACAGCGGUGAUGUUUUGGACACCCAGGUGGUUGUGAAUCCGUCCCAUGUUCUGGUUUCCUCUGAGGUCCGUAGGCUGGUCUCUGACGUGUCUCGCCACAAGCUGCUGAUUCUUGCAGGGCAGUGUGUCGAGCAGUCAGGUGACCUUGUGCUGCAGACCGGGAGCUUUUCUCUUGAUGACUUCAUUCAGAUAUUUGCAGAUGAAGAGAUUGGUGAGCUGCUGAGCUCUGCAGACCCAACACAAAAAGCAACGCUGACCUUGAGCUGUCCCAACACGGGGACGUGGAAGAACUCGGUGCUGGAGAAGCACAACCUACAGGACUUCAUUGAGAUCAAGAUCAACCCCCAGGCCACGCUGCCCGCGAUGGAGGGCCUGCAGGAGUUCACGGAGUACCUCUCGGAGUCCCUGGAGCCUCAGUCGCCUUUCGAGCUCCUCGAGCCUCCGGGCACCGUGGGCUUCCUCAAGCUCUCGCGCCCGUGUUGCUACAUCUUUCCAGGGGGGAGAGGUGACUCAGCCUUUUUUGCGGUUAACGGAUUUAAUGUUUUGGUGAACGGAGGAUCGGAUUCACGCUCUUGCUUCUGGAAGUUGGUCAGGCAUUUGGAUCGAGUGGACUCCAUGUUACUCACUCACAUUGGCGUAGACAACCUCCCUGGUGUCAACAGCCUCCUCCAAAGAAAAGUGGCUGAGCUCAAGGAGGAACAGUGCAGUGGAAGUAACGAGGACUGGCUGAAAAAUUUGACUUCUCCGGAAAUCGGGGUGGUGUUCCUGAACGCCCCUGAGAGACUAAAAACACUCCAAGGAGACCCAAAAGUACUCAGGAGCUGUGACCAGGCAGCACUCACCUUACGGCAUCUGGAAAAGUUGUCCAUCACUUCAGAACCACUCUCCCGCGCCAACGGCCCAAUGAUUGAACCGGUCAUCCUCUUCCAGAAGAUGGGAGUCGGUCGGCUGGAGCUCUACGUGUUGAACCCAGUCAAAGGGAGCAAAGAUCUCGAGGCGCUAAUGCAGUCUUGGCCAAACAAUGGUGCCAACCUAAAGGGCUCUGACCUGCCUUUGCCCUGCCUUGCCUCCAUCUGUGCUCUUCUGGUUUGGCACCCUGCCAGCCCUCAGGAGAAGAUCAUUCGGGUCCUCUUCCCCGGGUGCACGCCGCAGAGCAAAAUUCUGGAAGGGUUCGAAAAACUGAAGCACCUGGACUUCCUCAAGCACCCUGUUGUGAGUUUGAAGGACCUCGAAACGUCCAAGCUGGAUAAACAGCCAAAGCGUGCUGAAAGCAAAGAAAGCCUCAAGUCCCUUCCCAGGGACACAAGACCUGCAAGUGCCUCUCUGAAGGAUAAAUUAGCCCGUAGUGAUGUCAAAAAGCUGGACCCUAAGACCAAGACCAAAGCUACAAGCGAAGCCGCAUCUAAGGAUGGAAAGGAAGAAGACAAGGCAAAACCAAGAGACAGUGAGGUUAAACUAAAGCUGCACAAGGUGGAAAAACCUGUGACAAAGAAAGACGAAAAGCAAGAGGUACGUAAGAAGGAAGAAAAGCCAUUGGCCAAGAAAGAAGAGGGCAUGGAGAAGAAGAGGGAGGUGGUCAGAAAGGACCUUAGUUUGAAACCAAAGAAGGACCUGAAACCCGAAACAAAGAAAGAAAUUAAAAAGGAAGUCAAAGCAGAAGAAAAGAAACCAACCAAGGCCCCUAGUAAGGAUGUCAAGAAGGUUUCGAUGGGGGCCGCAGCAUCAGCAGCUGCUGACACCAAAAAGACCACUGUUAGGAAUGGAUCCCUGAAAAAGGAUUUGAGUGCUCUUAAGAAAGAAUCGGCGAAUAAGGGGGCAAAGUCCAAGCCUGACAAAAAAGAUCAGGGAGGUCCAGUGGUCCCCUCUUCGUCGGAGGGGAAUGCAGAUCGCUCCAAAAUGUCCACGCCAGAAGACAUGACUGAAGAGUUUGAGAAGCUGAAAUUGGAAAAUGAGCAAAGCUCAGUGAACACUACAACAGGAAGUGAAGCUAAACAGUUGACGGGGUCAAACAAAGUGAAUGGCCUAGGAGCAGGCGCUCACACUGUGGAAAGCCCAGAUAAAUGUAGACCCAUGGACACACUGCCCCCUCCUGGCCAGGCAGCAGAUCCCACCUCGCCUCUCGCCAAGACGCCAAAGAGUGAGCGCAGCGUCAACUUCGACCUGACGCCGACCGAACACAGGAACGGUCCAGAAGAUGGCUGUGUGAGCUCCGAGGAGAAAACGCUGGAGAUGGUCUCCCCUCCUGGCUCGGGUCAGAACAGCGCAGGGCAUACACCUUUCCACCGGUCCCCCGAAGACGACGCACAGUGCUCUGGUGAGGACAGCAGUUUAGGCGCGAAAGUGCCCAGUCUCAGUUUAGAGGACAGCCACGUCUUGGGGUCCAACAAGACCUCGGACGCAGGCUGCUCGAGAAGCAACCUGGAGAACAACUCCACCUCCUCUCAGGACAAGCAGUCCAGCUUCCUCACCCUCAGCUCCUUCAACAUGAUGGCCGACGCCCCCUCAUUCACGUCCUUGCCUGCUGAGAUCGGUUCCCCACAUUCCACAGAGGUUGACGAGUCCUUAUCUGUGUCCUUUGAGCAAGGUUUCCCGCCAGCCUGUGACUCACCCAGAUCAGAUAUGGGAGACAGGACCUUCUCAAAUGGCCACCUAGUGGAUCCCGAUUCUAAAGCCGGCAUGUCUCUUCCCCUGAAAGCUUGUCAUAACAUGCGCUCAUCGGGAGACGGGUCUGAGGAACGCGCCUCUGGUCCUCAGGGACUGUUACUCGACAUCCCUCCACACGAUGUGGACCUGUGCCUGGUCUCACCCUGUGAGUUCAAGCACCACAAGUCUCCCGAGGGCCAGCCACAGAGCCUAACUCCAGGGCACCCUGCCAGUCCUCAUGAUCUCUCUGAGGAGAGUAGUGACCUCACGCAGGAGCUGGUCAAGCCUUUGUGCAGCAACAGCAAUAACAACCAGCAUACACCCCAGAGCCAGGGCACACCGCCGACAUCAGCCAGCGAUUCUCUAACCACGGGCACAGACUCGGAUGUGCCCCCGGUCACCGGAGACUGCCCCUCUAUCAGCGAAGAUGGUGCCUUGGACUCAGACGAGGAUGACUCGGGCGACAUCUUCCCACCCCAGCAACCGCACGACCAUUCCGGCUCUCACUCGUCUCGUCGAAAGGGCCAGCCCUCGUCUCCAGACCCUCCUCCAGCUCCCAUGAAGGACCUGCCUCCCCUCCCGCCGCAGCCCGGAGCCUGCAUGGCUGACCCGGAUGCAGAGGUCCAGACCAAAAAGAGCCCCGCAGCCAAAACCAAGAAGCCAGCUGGCACCGCCCAGAGGUUGUCCAUGAACAGCUCGGCAGCAGGCGGGAAAGCGAAAAGUGGCUUGGGAACAGGAAGUGGCACGCUGAAGGCGACCUCUAACCUUGACACUAGGCCUGCUUCACGUGGUGCUGUGGGAGGCACACGACCAUCUACUGCAAAGCCAGCCGCCUCGGGCUCAGCUGGCUCCAGGUCCACGGCUACCCCUGUGUGUCUGGAUAUGGCCUACCUGCCCUCUGGCUCUGCCGCCGCCACCGUGGACGUGGAGUUCUUCCGCCGCCUGCGCUCAGCAUGCUACAUCGUGAGCGGAGACGACCCGCUGAAGGAGACCGUCAUGAGGACCAUCCUGGACGCUCUGCUGGAGGGCAAAGCAGCCUGGCCAGAUGUGCAGUUGACACUGAUCCCGACGUUUGACUCGCUGAUGAUGCACGAUUGGUACCAGGAGACCCAUGAGCGUCAGAGGGAGUUGGGCAUCACGGUUCUGGGCAGCAACAGCACCGUGGCCAUGCAGGACGAGACCUUCCCAGCAUGCAAAGUGGAGUUCUGAGAUGCCCAGUGCAACAGAGGAGGCAUUUUUGUUUUGUUUUGUUUUUUUGUUUUGUUUUUUAAAAAAGACAAUGAACGGACCCCUUUUCCCUUGCAGUCAAUGUAGUGUAUUGUUCUCCUGCCCCCCUGCUGGACGUCCUGCUGUACUGCAUGGGGUCUGCAUCACACUCCUGUAGGUAGACUGGUCUUCAGACGGCUCAAGGGGGCAAAGAGCAAACACACCCACAGAACUCGCUCUGGUGAUCGGAUACAAGGUGCACAGAAGUCCUUGAAGAUGUUUAAAGCAGGGCCUGAGGUUCAGAUGCUGAUGCUCUGUAGAAAGAAAGAGAGAAGAGAAAAGGGAAAAUAAACAUGUAGUAAAGUGGGGCUGGGAGAAGAAAGUAUGACAACUGUGAUGAUACUCAACCGAAAUGUAUGUUGAAGGAAGGAUCUGAAGGUCGUAGAAUUUCAACCAGGAUAGUUUUUGUGGUUAUUUGAAGUGGAAGGUGUUCUUGUUUUGGGAGUGCUUUCUAAGAGGAUCAGAAUAAGGUGCAUCUCUUAGUCUUUCUAGAAGAGUCACCCCCAUUCCUCCUGCCUCUGCCUGAUGUCUGCGCUGCACAGUUUGAUUGGUCUUCUCAAGGCAAAGGGAGACCGAAGUCACGCGUGAGGAGAACACAGGUAGAUCCUCCAUAGACAGCCAUGAGGAGAACACAGGUAGAACCUCCAUAUACAGUGAUGAGAUUAAUUCAGGUAGAACCUCCAUAGACAGCCAUGUAGAAAACACAGGUAGAACCUCCAUAAACAGCCAUGAGGAGAACACAGGUAGUACAUUAUCUGUAGGAAGGCUUGGGGAACUCGUAGAGAAUGUCUUCAAUUACUGAAGCACUGUGUGGUUUCUCCCUUAGAUGUUCACAUGGUGAAGGCUAGAGCGGCUGGGGCUGUAUCACAGGGCGUGGUGUUAUAUGCAUGUUUAAACCAUGCUUAGAGUACAAAAUAACCUUUUCAUGUCAACGACUUCUUUUUAGGUUUUUAAGAAUCCUCUGCACAGGUUCUGUAGAAUAAUCUUGCACAGAUGAUUUGGACCAGCUUUUUGCUAGAUGGCAUACAUGUUUACAGUUAGGAUAGCUGACCAAUAUUACAAUAAUGCAAUACAAACAUAUACUCAAUGAUCUCUCCUGCAUAGGUUUUACACCCCAAGUUAUAGCACAUCUUAAAGUGAGCGGUGUGUCUCUAAAUGACUCGUCCCUCUGGUGAAGACCGUAGACUUCGUCAGAUAUCUGACACUAAAACACUUCUGUCACUGGUACUCCAAUCCAAAUGAAGAAAGCACCUUACAAUGCGAUUUAAGACUUUGGCCUUACAGGAGGAGGUGCGUUGGGGAAGGUCUAGUUAGGGUUAGUCUGUGACUGAUGGGUGGUUUGGCCUAUCAGGGGAAGGUCUAGUUAGGGUUGGUCUGUGACUGAUGGGUGGUUUGAUUGGGACACGUAGUGCCUAUAUGUUCAGUACUUGCACACAAAGGGGGGCCUGUCUGUAAACAUUUCAACAAUCAUGUUUGAUUUCUAUGGAAUGUAGGUGUUUUCUGUACCUGUUAUUUUGGCCUUGAUGGAUGGAUGUGGCCUUGGCUCAUCUCCUCGGCAUUGCGUCACACUCCAUGACCCUCGGCAGAUAAAUCUACACGCAUCAUGUCGAUGCUUCACUCACUCACUCACUCACUCUGUCUGUGUGUGUGUGUGCCAUUGUUCCUUUCAUGCUACUUGAGAAGAUUUUAUCCUUCAACUUAUAACAUUUCUGCUAUAUUAUUUUUCAUUUCAAUUCAACUUUGCAUUGGCACACAAAAGUAUUUGGUUUGUGUUCAUUUCAAGAUCAUUUGUGAUUGAUCUUACCAAAACAUUUUAAAAUACCAUGACGAUAUGUCAGAUAAGGUGAUGACUACCAGUAUGACCUGCAUAGGUUCCUCAUCUAUUUCAACUUUUAUAGUCUGAGGACCACAAUUCCUAAAAGUAAUUCCAUCAUGUCCUUUUGUUAUUUAUUUUUAUUGUUUUAAAUUAUUGUCCAUUUUAUGUUUUUUCUUUGGUGCAUCUAAACCUUUAAAAAUAGAAUUUCCACUAUUUUACUUGUAUUACUUCUUCCAACUCUAACAUUGUCAAGUGUGCAUUUGUAUGUUAUUCUGUUAAGUUUUGUUCCUUCAGCCAUUGCUGACAUGCGAUGACAGACACAUAGAAAUGAACCAGCUGUUUUCCAAAAUGGUCCUGGUUAAAAAGUAAAAAAAAAAAAAAAAAACAAGAGCUACAGCAGAACAUCACCCAAGAACACUCCUGCACCAACCUGUCCUCUACAGGACAUGCAUGUUUCUGCAGUUCAUAUGCUGUUCCAGAGCAGUGUUUCACCAUUGCUUUAAAGAUGCUGGCCACACACACGGUGAAUGACCGUUUACACCAGAGCUUUAGUACCUAAAGUCACUCCUCAGAUAUCCUGUGGUCUGGUCUAUCACAUGGGAAUAUUUAAAAAGUAACCUCUAUAAAUCUGUCACUUUACCUCCUUGAAGUCCUUAGAAAAGUAACGGUUAACCAGGACACAUGUAAUAUGUAAAUGAAAGUAAUCUGCAGGAUAAACUCGUCCUUAAGGAUGAUCUAGCAUGCUGUCUCAGUGCGAAACAGACCAGUCAGCGCUGGCUCACUGCUAUUAGCUCAUGACUGCCCUCUGCCGGAGGAACGAAGGUGCCACAACAUUUUGGACAGUCGAGAAAAUGAUAAAAAUUACAGUAUUGAAACACUACACUAUUGUUUUUUUCCCCUUUGAAAUAAAUAUGCCCCUUUUAUAAUUA
Messenger RNA from Clupea harengus (Atlantic herring), 7043 nucleotides. RefSeq names its product microtubule-associated protein 1Sa (gene map1sa). The record is from RefSeq and is a predicted model, not a curated record. Gene Ontology annotation, cellular component: microtubule; neuronal cell body; microtubule associated complex. Gene Ontology annotation, molecular function: actin binding; microtubule binding. Gene Ontology annotation, biological process: regulation of microtubule depolymerization; microtubule cytoskeleton organization; axonogenesis. Lineage: Eukaryota; Metazoa; Chordata; Actinopteri; Clupeiformes; Clupeidae.